Molecule: messenger RNA, 5155 nt
Organism: Alosa alosa (allis shad)
Lineage: Eukaryota; Metazoa; Chordata; Actinopteri; Clupeiformes; Clupeidae
Product: band 4.1-like protein 1
Exons: 26
Coding region: 148-4497 (1449 amino acids)
Biological process (GO): cortical actin cytoskeleton organization
Cellular component (GO): cytoskeleton; plasma membrane
Molecular function (GO): actin binding; structural molecule activity
Source: RefSeq, a predicted model, not a curated record
GCGCAUAGUCGCUCGUAUUGCCUAUCAGAGAACAAGACGGAAAACGACAGGGCUGUUCAAGGAUUGCACUGACUUGCUUGCGGUGUCCCGCGGAACAUCAAUGUUCCACACCUGGACGGGUGCUUGACAGGAUAAAGAGAAGUUACCAUGACGACAGAGACCCGUCCGGAGUCAGAGGUGGGCCUGCACGACUCGGCUUCGGAUGGCAAAAUGGCCAAACAGGACCAGGAUAGCAAACUUCUCGACGACCACCGGGACGAUGCCUCAGAGAGGACAACUCCUGGCAAAAUGGCAAAGUCCCCACAGAAAACUGGCAAGCGGUCCAAGACAGCUCCCUUCAAGGUGACUCUGUUGGACAGCUCUGAGUAUGAAGGCGCCAUUGAAAAGAACUCCCGUGGACAGGCUUUAGUGAACAUGAUGUGUGAGCACCUGAACCUGCUGGAGAAGGACUACUUCGGACUCAUCUUCAGUGACGCAGAUAGUCAAAAGAACUGGUUGGACCCUUCCAAAGAAAUCAAGAAACAGAUGCGCACCUCGCCCUGGCAGUUUUCCUUUGCGGUUAAAUUCUACCCGCCAGACCCUGCACAGCUCAUUGAGGACAUCACCAGAUAUUACCUGUGUCUGCAGCUGAGAGAUGACAUCCUCUCUGGUCGGCUGCCAUGCUCCUUUGUCACACACGCACUGCUGGGCUCCUACACGGUUCAGGCGGAGCUGGGCGACUUCGACCAUGACGAGCACAGCUCCGACUACGUCAGUGAAUUCCGUUUCGCCCCCAACCAGACGCGGGAGCUGGAGGAGAGGGUGAUGGAGCUGCAUCGAAACUACAGGGGGAUGACUCCUGCAGAGGCUGAGCUGAACUUCCUGGAGAACGCCAAGAAGCUGUCCAUGUAUGGAGUGGACCUCCACCACGCCAAGGACUCCGAGGGCAUUGACAUCAUGCUGGGCGUGUGUGCCAACGGACUGCUGAUAUACCGCGACCGGCUGCGCAUCAAUCGAUUCGCCUGGCCCAAGAUCCUCAAGAUCUCCUACAAGCGGAGCAACUUUUACAUUAAGAUUCGGCCCGGUGAGUAUGAGCAGUUUGAGAGCACCAUCGGCUUCAAGCUGCCCAAUCACAGGGCUGCCAAGAGGCUGUGGAAAGUUUGCAUCGAGCAUCACACCUUCUUCAGGUUAGUGUCUCCAGAGCCGCCACCCAAAGGCUUCUUGGUGAUGGGCUCAAAGUUCCGAUACAGCGGGCGAACCCAGGCCCAGACGAGACAGGCCAGCGCCCUGAUUGACCGUCCCGCACCUCACUUUGAGCGCUCGACCAGCAAGAGGUACUUGCUGUCCCGCAGUCUGGAUGGAGAGUUCUCGCGGCCAGUGUCUGGCCUGAGUCACCAUCAGGAUGGCCUAUCGCAGCGCAGCACCAGCGAGCUGCCACGCUCACCUUCCGUGGACGAGCAGGACCACCGGGCAGACCUGAGCACUGACCAGGAGCUGGACACCGAGUACGAGCAGGACCAGGACCAAGACGCCGACCAACUGGACCAGGACCCUGACAGCGUGACCACGCCGACCAAGAAGAAGGAGAUUAAGGAGGAUGCUGGAGAAGCUCUUGAUGCUCAGCAGGAGCAGGAGCUGGAGUCUACUCCACGCCACAAGCAGGAGUUUAUGGAUAAGUCGGAGGACUUUCUCCUGAAGCAUCAGGCCAGCAUCAAUGAGCUGAAGCGAGCUUUGAAGGAGCCCAACAGCAAACUGAUGACCCGGGAGAAGCGCCUGUCAGGGUCAUCCCCAGGAGGCACGCCUGAGAAGAAGGCUGAUGUGGGGGUUGUGUGGGCCAUGGAGGCCACUAGCGUCACACCUCCGGAGGGCUUCACGCAGAAGACCCUGGUGACUUCUCCUGAGGGUUCAGAGGAAUGGGUAUUGAUUGAAAAGCAGGAUGCUUGCCAACCAGAGAAUUACCACAAGGUGGAGAGCAAGGAUAAGCCUAAUAGACGUUCCCUUUCUGAAGUCUCCGAACCUGGCUUGGAGAAAAAGAAAGAGUCAGAAAAGGAGAUCACCAAAAUGAUACAUAUCGAGGUAACUGGGGAGGAUGGCGAGGAAAUGCAAGUCCAGAUGGACUCUUUCCCAUCUCCCAAGCUGCCACCAAGAGACGAGAGCAAAGACUCGAGCCUGAGGAACAACAACAACUGUAUCAUGGCCGAGUUAUCUGCCAAAAUCAAAGGCGAGACGAAGCAGGAGAAAUCACAGAACGAAGUCCCACCACUGGAGGCAGGCAGCAGACCCAGAAAUGAGAAAUCCCCCGUCAUGACUUAUGCAGCUGAACAUCAGUCACACAAAGUCCACAAGGACAAGAGGCCUCGGAGUCUGAACUUGGGCAUGUCGACCGAGUUUGUGUACGAGAAAGAGACUGAUGGUCCAGGCGGCAAUGACGAGAGCGAAGUGUCUGACGAGGAGAAUGCAUCGGCGGGCGAGGAGGAUGAUCAGGCCGGACGAUAUGAGCGGCCUUUUAGGACAGAGACGAAGAAGGAGCCCUUGGCUAUGAAGAUGAACAUUACUAUGAAUGAUGAGGACACAUCGGUGACUGCUCGGGCUUCACAUGUUCGACAUAAAGACAAGGUGACAGAUGAAUGCAAGAGCAACAUUACUCAGGAAAGUCUCAUGUUUGAUAAACUGAAGAAAGAGGCUGAGAAUGUGACAAAAAUGAUGAGAGGGGAAGACGCAAGUCAUGCAGACACAGUCAAAGGAGCGUCGGAUGUUGGAGGACGAAUAGAGAUCGUCUCACGGAAGGAGGUCACAAAAAUGAUCAUGAUUGACAGCGAGGACACCGAGGACGCUGAUAGGCACAACGCAAACAAAGUGGCAAAUGACUGGACGGUGAAUGUUCCGCGGAGAGAGAGGCCCCGAUCGUACAUGUUUGAACAGACUCCGUCAGACAAAGCCCAGAAGAGGAAAUCGACAGGCUCCACUCAUGUUGAAAUCACACGGAUUGUUCCGCUGAAACCUGAAAGAUCCAGGAGCUCCACGACCCGAGACGAGCCAGACAACAUGUUCAAACUCGAAGAAGAGCGCAAGCGACUAAGUGGCAGCUAUAGAAGGGAAUUCAUUUCACUGAACGAAUCAGCAGAACAAUCCACUGACAUCAAUAGGAAUGACAUCUGGCCCACUGUGUCCAGUCCUGUGCUGACCAAUCCAUAUCAAGUAGGGUCACCCCAAUCCCCAACCAUGAUGGGACACAAUGUCUUUCAGGGCUGGGAGGAGCAGGUUCAACUAAAGGAGAGAACUUUCGGAGACGACUCUCAAUCCACAAUUGGAGGUGGCAGUUUGAAGGACGACCCAUCUCAGUUUGACCAAGGCGCUUCCGGAGCUCCACCCUUCAGCCCGAGGGCCGCAGGCUUCAACAAGAACGCUCCCCCCACUCCCCCGGUCAAAACGAAGAAGGCCCGGGAGUCGGGGCUGAUUCUCCGCAACAGCCGCAACCCCAGCAAGGAGCCAGGAGUGGACGGAGCAGCCGAGAGGAGACAUGCGGUAACUGAGCCUCUGUCUACUACUGUGAUUAAUGAAGAACAACUAGCUGAGGCUAAGAGGGAACCCUGGGAUAGACGGCCAAUCUCGGCCACCGACCUCGAUGAACAGGAGCGCGAACGCGAGCCGGCCUUCAUGAAGGACACACACCUGGGCAUUGAGCGGAAGUGCUCCAGCAUGACGGUCAGCUCCACGUCCAGCCUGGAGGCAGAGGUGGACUUCACUGUCAUCACUGACCUCCACCUGGGCGCGGAGGAGUUCUCAAGGGGCAUGAGCGAGCUGACUGAGAGGGGCGGAGGGGAGAGGCAGGCAGAGGGGAGCCGCGAUGACUUUGAGGAGGCGUCUCAUUUCUACUCCUCCCGGCUGAUGAGCCAGGACAAGCACCCCGUAGAACAGCACCUCCUAGAGGAGAAAGGCCACCACGAGGUAGACGCUCCCCCGGUGGCCAGGAAAGAUCCUAACGCUGUGAGCAUCGCCCACUCGCUGCGGAGGGCAGAGGUCAAGGUGGAGCCCCACUCCAAUGGUGCAGAAGUGCCCCCCACCAUCAUAGACAUCACAGAACAGCAAACACAAGGUGAAGUCAACUGCAUGGAGACAAAGUUCUCCAGCACUGACGACACUCAACCACAAGAGGGUGACAUGAGCCAGGAAGAGAGUGGAGAGAAGGAGGCUCCUCCACCUGGCAGGGAAAAUGGCUCUCCAGUAAAAGCAGGCUCUCUGGGGAGAGACUCAGCAGUGUCCCCACUCACUGUCACCGCGGAAAAUGUUACCUCAGCAACCACCCAAGUAACCAAGACAGUGAAAGGGGGAUACUCAGAGACCAGGAUCGAGAAAAGGAUAAUCAUCACGGGAGAUGACGAUGUUGACCAACAUCAGGCCCUCGCCAUGGCUAUCCAGGAAGCCAAGCAGCAGCAUCCCGAUAUGCUGGUGACAAAGGCGGUGGUUGUCAGGGAAACAGAAUCUUCAGAGGAGAAACACAGGACGCCAGAGUCCUGAUGACCAGACUCAGCUCCAGAGAUCAGGGAGAGGAUAUGAGCCCUUCAGGGUCCCCCCCGCCACCACCGCCGCACCCCUGCAUCCAAAGGGUUAGCUGAGUCCAAGUACAACCCAACCCAACCCAACCCGCUCCUGCGUCCCUCAAUGCCCUCACCCCACUCCUCUCUCCUCCUCCUCAGCCUGGCGCAAUGCGCUGUGCCCACUGUCCCUCCAACCAGGAGCGAAAAGGACAGACUUGCAGACCAAUCCUGUUCCUGCAGCCCAGUACUCCAUCAAGCACUCCAUCCUGCAGCCUCCAUUAGCCACAUGAUGUAUCCAUAUUCCCUCAACAUUGAAAAUGUGUCUGAAAGUGUUAACAGUCCCUCAAUCAGUUUGCCCAUUGUUUGUAUAGAUUUGGAUAGAAUACUGCUUACUUUUGUUAAACUGUACUCGUAGGGGUGGGGUGGCUGGGGGUGGACUCCAAGGCAAUUUCAAGGUUCUUUGGAUUUUGACAGGUUCAUGUGCUCUACAUACCGUCUGUCUUCUCCGGGUGUUAUAAUUAUAUGUGUGCCAGUAUGCCAUUGUACACAGCUUUAGCUCUUGAUUGUCCCGUUGUGUCUAAGAGUCAGCAACCUGCUGCAGGUCCACACACACACACACACAUACACACACACACAAA